Sapajus apella (tufted capuchin) is the source of this 1738-nucleotide messenger RNA. RefSeq names its product chymotrypsin like elastase 1 (gene CELA1). Gene Ontology annotation, biological process: proteolysis. The transcript is spliced from 9 exons. Gene Ontology annotation, molecular function: serine-type endopeptidase activity. The coding region runs from base 282 to 1082 and encodes 266 amino acids. The record is from RefSeq and is a predicted model, not a curated record. NCBI's taxonomy places the organism in Eukaryota, Metazoa, Chordata, Mammalia, Primates, Cebidae.
AUCUAGCCUGUGUAUUGUGUCAAGCAUGUGGAGACACGAGACAUGAGUGAAGCAUGAGACUAGGUCCUCUCCCCGUGGAACUCACACGCUAAACGUAGGAAAAUCACAGCAAGCCUAGAGAUGCUCCAAGUGGUGCUGGAUGAGUUAGAAGGAGCAAUUCCUUCCACUGAGGGAAGCAGCCCUGCCAGUUGGCAAGAAGAAGGUCGGCAAAGCUGCUGAUAAGAGGAGUAUAAAGAGGGCUUAGUCCAUGCAAGAGGCCAGUGGGCUACUCCAUUGGCAACAUGCUGCACUUCCUGGUGUUCGCAACCCUGGUCCUUUACGGACACAGCACCCAGGACUUUCCGGAAACCAACGCCCGGGUAGUCGGAGGGACUGAGGCCGGGAGGAAUUCCUGGCCCUCUCAGAUUUCCCUCCAGUACCAGUCUGGAGGUUCCUGGUAUCACACCUGUGGAGGGACCCUCAUCAGACAGAACUGGGUGAUGACAGCUGCUCACUGCGUGGACUCCCCAUUGACUUUCCGUGUGGUGGUUGGAGACCAUAACCUGAGCCAGAACGAUGGCACUGAGCAGUACGUGAGUGUGCAGAAGAUCGUGGUGCAUCCAUACUGGAACAGCAAUAAUGUGGCUGCUGGCUAUGACAUCGCCUUGCUGCGCCUGGCCCAGAGCGUUACCCUCAAUAGCUACAUCCAGCUGGGUGUUCUGCCCCAGGAGGGAACCAUCCUGGCUAACAACAGUCCCUGCUACAUCACAGGCUGGGGCAGGACCAAGACCAAUGGGCAGCUGGCCCAGACCCUGCAGCAGGCUUACCUGCCCUCUGUGGACUACGCCAUCUGCUCCAGCUCCUCCUACUGGGGCUCCACUGUGAAGAACACCAUGGUGUGUGCUGGUGGAGAUGGAAUUCGCUCUGGAUGUCAGGGUGAUUCUGGAGGCCCUCUCCAUUGCUCGGUGAAUGGCAGGUAUUCUGUCCACGGAGUGACCAGCUUUGUGUCUAGCCAGGGCUGUAAUGUCUCCAGGAAGCCUACAGUCUUCACCCGGGUCUCUGCUUACAUCUCCUGGAUAAAUAAUGUCAUUGCCUCCAACUGAACAAUUUCCUGAGUCCAAUGACCUUCCCAAAAUGGUUCUUAGAUCUGCAACAGGACUUGCGAUCAACAAGUAAAAAACAUUCUAAAAGCAAAUAAAACAAGAUAUACAUUCCUAUACUGUGUCUUUCUAUUUAUAAUUAAGCCCUCUAGAGCAGGGGUCCCCAUGCCUGAUGAUCUGUCACUGUCUCCCAUCACCCCCAGAUAGGACCAUCUAGUUGUAGGAAAACCAGCUCAGGGUUCCCACUGAUUCUACAUUAUGGUGAGUUGUAUAAUUAUUUCACUAUAUAUUACAAUGUAAUAAUAAUAGAAAUAAAGUACAUAAUAAAUGUAAUGCACUUGAAUCAUCUCGAAACCAUCUCCCACCCUGGUUUGUGGAAAAUUAUCUUCCACAAAACUGGUCCCUGAUGCCAAAAAUAUUGGGGACCACUGAAUUAGAAGAAAUGCAGUUAUAGGAUCCAAAUUGGAUUUCACUACAUCUGUGUGCUGGUUCUUCCCUUCACUGCUACCUUUACCAAUCCACAACCCAAGCCCGGUGGGAGUAGCUUUACAUUACCCAUUUUGGGUUACUUUAGGAUCUACCUAUCCACUAAUCUGCCCAUCUGCCCUAUUCUUGUGCAUAUUUUCUAUAUUCAAAGGCACAGAGUACUUUAAAAAGUU